CAUGUGUACAGGACGUACAAGACAAAUGAGUGUUCUCUAUCCUGUCCUGCUGCUGUAGGUGGCUCAGACUUGGAGCUAUUCAACAAGGACAAGAUGGAUUCCAAAGAUGAAAGCUCCCACGUGUGGCCGACAUCUGCGGACCAUGAACAGAAUACUGCACAGGUGCACUUUGUUCCGGAUGCUGGAACCGUGGCUCAGAUUGUAUACACUGAUGACCAAGUCCGUCCACCCCAGCAGGUGGUAUACACAGCAGAUGGUGCCUCCUACACAUCAGUGGAUGGUCCAGAGCACACACUGGUGUACAUCCACCCGGUGGAAGCUGCACAGACUCUGUUUACAGAUCCAGCUCAGGUAGCUUAUGUCCAACAGGAUGCUACAGCUCAACAGGUGCUGCCUUCCAUUGAGGGUGUGGAUGGUUCUGACCCUCUGGCAACUCUGCAGAACCCAAUUGCCAGACUAGAUGCAAAAGAGGAAGAAGAAGAGGAAGAGGAUGAGGAUGAGGAUACAGAUGAAGAAGAGGAGGAGGAUGCUGAAGAUACCGAUGUGGAUGAUUGGCAGCCUGACCCACCCCGGCCUUUUGACCCCCAUGAUCUGUGGUGUGAAGAGUGUAACAAUGCACAUUCUUCUGUGUGCCCAAAGCAUGGCCCCUUGCAUCCGAUCCCUAACCGGCCUGUGCUCACUCGGGCAAGAGCAAGUCUGCCUCUGGUCCUCUACAUAGAUAGGUUCCUUGGGGGAGUGUUCUCCAAAAGACGGAUUCCGAAGCGCACUCAGUUUGGCCCUGUAGAGGGGCCUCUGGUCAGGGGGUCAGAGCUCAAAGAUUGCUACAUUCAUCUCAAGGUUUCUCUUGAUAAAGGAGACAGAAAAGACAGGGAUUUGCAUGAAGACCUGUGGUUUGAGUUGUCUGAUGAGACCCUUUGUAACUGGAUGAUGUUUGUACGCCCAGCUCAGAACCAUCUAGAACAGAACCUGGUAGCUUACCAAUAUGGCCACCAUGUAUAUUAUACAACAAUAAAGAACGUGGAACCCAAGCAAGAACUGAAGGUGUGGUAUGCUGCAUCCUAUGCUGAGUUUGUGAACCAGAAAAUCCAUGACAUAUCCGAAGAAGAAAGGAAAGUUCUUCGAGAGCAAGAGAAGAAUUGGCCCUGCUAUGAAUGCAAUCGCCGGUUCAUCAGCUCAGAGCAGCUGCAGCAGCACCUCAAUUCUCAUGACGAGAAACUGGAUGUGUUUACCAGAACAAGAGGCAGAGGAAGGGGUCGAGGCAAGAGGAGAUUUGGCCCAGGCCGGCGGCCCGGGCGUCCUCCAAAAUUUAUUCGGUUGGAAAUCACGAGUGAAAACGGGGAAAAGAGUGACGAUGGAACACAGGACUUGCUGCAUUUCCCCACAAAGGAACAGUUCGAUGAGGUUGAACCAGCUGCUCUGAAUGGAUUGGAUCAGCCAGAACAAGCAUCCAUCCCAAUCCCCCAGCUGCCACAGGAAACGCCAUCCUCUCUGGAGCAGGAACCAGAAACUCACACCUUGCAACUGCAGCCACAGCAAGAAGAGACUGUAGUGCCUGCCCAGACCACUUUGACUGCAGAUGACAUGCGCAGGGCCAAACGCAUCCGAAAUGCAGCUCUUCAGCAUCUGUUUAUCCGGAAGUCCUUCCGUCCCUUUAAAUGUCUACAGUGUGGGAAGGCCUUCCGGGAAAAGGACAAACUGGACCAACACUUGCGCUUCCAUGGGCGGGAGGGGAACUGCCCAUUGACCUGUGAUCUCUGUAACAAGGGCUUCAUCAGCAGCGCCUCCCUGGAGAGCCACAUGAAGCUCCAUUCGGACCAGAAGACUUACUCUUGCAUUUUUUGCCCAGAAUCCUUUGACCGCCUUGAUUUGUUGAAAGAUCAUGUGGCCAUUCAUAUCAAUGAUGGCUACUUCACCUGCCCAACUUGUAAGAAACGGUUCCCAGAUUUUAUCCAGGUGAAAAAGCACGUGCGCAGCUUCCACUCUGAAAAGAUUUACCAGUGUACCGAGUGUGACAAGGCCUUCUGUCGCCCCGACAAACUGAGACUGCACAUGCUCCGGCAUUCUGACCGCAAGGACUUCCUGUGUUCCACCUGUGGGAAGCAGUUUAAGCGAAAAGACAAACUCCGGGAGCACAUGCAAAGGAUGCAUAACCCUGAAAGGGAGGCCAAGAAAGCUGACCGCAUCAGCCGUUCCAAGACCUUCAAACCACGCAUCACAUCCACAGACUACGACAGCUUCACGUUCAAGUGCCGGCUGUGUAUGAUGGGAUUCCGGAGGCGAGGCAUGCUGGUAAAUCACUUAUCAAAGAGGCAUCCAGACAUGAAGAUAGAAGAGGUGCCUGAGUUAACCCUCCCCAUCAUAAAACCCAACCGUGAUUACUUCUGUCAGUAUUGCGAUAAGGUUUAUAAGAGUGCCAGCAAGCGCAAAGCCCAUAUUCUGAAGAACCAUCCAGGAGCUGAACUCCCACCAAGCAUUAGGAAACUUCGUCCUGCUGGCCCUGGAGAGCCCGACCCUAUGCUGAGCACCCACACCCAGCUGACUGGCACCAUCGCCACCCCUCCUGUCUGCUGCCCUCACUGCUCCAAGCAGUAUAGCAGCAAGACCAAGAUGGUCCAACACAUUAGGAAAAAACAUCCAGAGUUUGCCCAACUCCCCAACACCAUCCAUACACCACUGACAACAGCCGUGAUCAGUGCCACUCCAGCUGUCUUAACCACAGAUAGUGCCACUGGAGAGACUGUGGUGACAACAGAUCUGCUAACUCAGGCAAUGACAGAACUGUCCCAGACCUUAACAACAGAUUACCGAACACCUCAGGGGGACUACCAGAGGAUUCAGUAUAUCCCUGUGUCUCAGUCUGCAUCUGGUCUGCAGCAGCCUCAGCACAUACAGCUUCAAGUGGUGCAGGUGGCCCCGGCCACUUCUCCACACCAGUCUCAGCAGUCCACAGUGGAUGUUGGCCAGCUGCAUGAUCCUCAGACCUACACACAGCAUGCCAUCCAGGUGCAACACAUCCAGGUCACAGAGCCCACUGUUGCAGCUCCAUCAUCAUCCCAGGUAGCUGGGCAGCCACUGAGCCCUUCCACUCAGCAAGCACAGCAGGGGCUCAGCCCUUCCCAUAUCCAAGGCAGUUCUUCCACACAAGGGCAGGCCCUACAGCAGCAGCAGAAUUCCUCUGUACAACACACAUACCUCCCCAACGCUUGGAACUCCUUCCGUGGUUAUUCAUCUGAAAUUCAAAUGAUGACACUGCCCCCGGGUCAGUUUGUGAUCACAGACAGUAGUGUGGCAACUCCUGUCACUUCUGGGCAAGUGAAAGCAGUGACUCCGGGUCAUUAUGUGUUGUCAGAAAGUCAACCAGAAUUGGAGGAAAAGCACGCCUCUACUCUCUCCGGCACAGUCCAGGUUCAGCCCUCUGCACACAGUGACUCCCUGGACUCCACAAGCCCCAGCCAACAGCAGACCACACAGUACAUCAUCACAACCACUACCAAUGGGAAUGGGAGCAGCGAAGUGCACAUCACCAAGCCGUAGCCUUCAUUCUGCACCUGGAGUCCAGAGCUCACACCACAUCUUCUCAUUCGAAAUCUGAAGCUUCAAACACCUAGACCUCUUUUUAAAGAUUUAUUACUCACUCAAGAGUUUGGAAACUACCAUUUUGACGCACAUAUGCCAGGGGUAAUUUUUGCCAAGGUCAUCUUUACCCUUGGGAUUUCUGCCAUGGAAUGCAGCUCUUUCAGGGAAAAGUUGACUUCCAGAUGGAGAAACUUGGCCUUGCUCUUGAGCUGGUUGUUUUUGUUUUGUUUUUGUUUUUGAACACACUGAUAAGCCUUACUGUCCCUUUGUGGAGAUACUAAGUGGCAUAUUAUGUUCAUACCAAAGGUGGACAUAGGAUGUCCAAGUCCAUGGUCACUGGACUUCUGAAAUCCAAGCAAUGCAUCAAAAGAGAAGAAACAUUUAUUUCAAGGGUGUGAUUAGGUCAGAACCACUUUAUCUCAUGCAUUUGAGUUUUCAGUAAUUUAAGAAAGGCAGCUUAUUGGAUGAAAAAAUUAAAAUGAUAUGAUAAAGGUUUGAUGGUGGUGUUCUGAAGGAAAAACUGUCAUCUAAAAUCUUAUUACUGAUCUCUCUCUCUCCUAUAUGGGAUCUCACUGUGCUGCCCAGUAUAACCUUGAACUCAUGGACUCAUGAGAUCCUCCUGCCUUAGCCUCCCAAGUAACUGGGACUACAGUCAGGUACCAUCAUAGCAGUUAUUUUUAAACUCUUGUUUGGGAAAACUUAUUGGGCAGUGGUGGUGCUCCCCACAGAUGCUGGCCCCAGGCAGAUUGACCUCAUGUUCCACAUACAUAGACUCCCUGGAAGACAAAGGUUGCAUGAUCUCAAUAAGAGCCCCUGCAUUAAAGCUCUGCCUCCAGG
Molecule: messenger RNA, 4413 nt
Organism: Phodopus roborovskii (desert hamster)
Lineage: Eukaryota; Metazoa; Chordata; Mammalia; Rodentia; Cricetidae
Gene: Prdm10
Product: PR/SET domain 10
Exons: 21
Coding region: 94-3534 (1146 amino acids)
Biological process (GO): regulation of gene expression
Cellular component (GO): nucleus
Molecular function (GO): protein binding
Source: RefSeq, a predicted model, not a curated record